AUGGAAGCGGGCAGCGCAGCCAGGACAAACGGCACCACCAGCAAACCCGAGGACGUCAAGAGCCCAACUGCCCCCAAAAAAGAAGAGGAAGCCAAGAAAGCCACGAGCCCUGGUGGAGGCGAGAAAGAAGCUAUAAAAGGCACGGGCGGUGCUGCGUUGGAGACAGGGCAAAUCAAGAGCUCCCUCUUCUCUGGGAGUGACUGGAAGAGGCCCAUCAUUCAGUUUGUGGAGUCAUCCGACGAGAAGAGGUCAACCUACUUCAGCAUGGACUCGGCAGACUCCAAGAAGAUGCAGUUUGCCAGUGGCCAGAUUGGAGACAUGCGGAGACCGGCCCUGAACUUCCCGGAGAAAGGGGACCUCAGGAAGUCCCUCUUCUCCUUGGAUUCCAAAAAGAGCUUCCUGCCUGCUGACGGGGAAGGGAGGAAGUCCUUGUUCUCCUCAGGGCAGAUGGGGGACCUGAAGAAAUCUUCCCUGCCUCUGGUGGAGACGGGGGAUCUGAGAAGACCCUUCAACAAGCCCGACAGAGCCGCGGGCUCCCGGCCCCGCGUCAAGCUCGAGGACGUUCUCUGCGACUCCUGCAUCGACAACAAGCAGAAGGCUGUGAAGUCCUGCCUGGUGUGCCAGGCUUCCUUCUGCGAGCUGCACCUCAAGCCCCACCUGGAGGGAGCGGCGUUCCGGGACCACCAGCUCCUGGACCCCAUCAGGGACUUCGAAGCCAGAAAAUGCCCUGUGCAUGGCAAGACCAUGGAGCUGUUCUGCCAGACGGACCAGAUGUGCAUCUGCUACCUCUGCAUGUUCCAGGAGCACAAGAACCACAGCACGGUGACGGUGGAGAUCGAGAAGGCGGGGAAAGAGGCCGAGCUGUCGCUGCAGAAGGAGCAGCUGCAGCUGAAGAUCAUCGAGGUGGAAGAUGAGGUGGACAAGUGGCAGAAGGAGAGGGACCGCAUCAAGAAUUACACCACCAACGAGAAAGCCACAGUGGACCAGCACUUCAAGGAGCUGAUCCGUGACCUGGAGAGGCAGAGGGAUGAGGUGAAGGCUGCCCUGGAUCAGAGGGAAAAGAUCGCCUCGGAGAACGUGAAAGAAAUUGUGGAUGAGCUGGAGGAGAGGGCGAAGCUGCUGCGGGAGGACAAGGAGAACAGGGAGCAGAUCCACCAGAUCAGCGACUCCGUGCUCUUCCUGCAGGAAUUUGGGGCUCUGAUGAGGAAUUACGUGCCACCUCCAUCCCUCCCAACCUACAGCGUGCUGCUGGAAGGGGAGAGCAUGAGCCCAUCCAUGGGGCUGCUCAGGGAUGACCUCCUCAACGUCUGCAUGAGGCACGUGGAGAAGAUCUGCAAGGCAGACCUGGGCCGCAACUUCAUCGAGAGGAACCACAUGGAGAACGGGGACCACCGGUUCAUGAUGAACAACUACGAGUGGAACCAGCCUGACAACCUGAAGAGAUUUUCCAUGUUCCUGUCUCCCAAAGCCAAUUUCAACCCACGGUCAUGGGAAUUUUCCUCCUUCCAAGCGACUGAGGAAACACUUGUAGGCAAUGGCACUAAGCUGCCUUUUCAGUUCUCCUCGGUGGGACAGAAUCCGCCCGGUGACUUCAGCAAACAGUCUGAUGGGAGCCUCUUCACUAAGACCGCCUACCCUUCCAUUGUGAGGCACCAGUCUGCAAAGGUGACGCCACAGACGUGGAAAUCCUCCUCCAAGCAGUCGGUAUUGUCACAUUACCGCCCCUUCUACGUCAACAAAGGCAACGGAGCCACCUCCAACGAGGCCCCCUGAGCCCCUGAGGAUGUGGGGGAGAGCCGGCAGCGCUCGGAGUGAAGGCUCAGCUGCGGAUUUUCACGGAUGUACCUGCUACUCUUUUAACCCUACUGCUCUAAUCUCUGCCAGGGCCAGGGGAGGUGCAGGAGGGAAUCGCCUUUCCCUGAGCAAACCGGGACUUUUCCCCGAAUCACCCGCUGGCCUUGAGAGCUCGGCAGGCCUUAACACCCUCUGCUGUCCCCUCCUUGUCCCCUCGCUGUCCCCAGCUGCUCUGCCCUUCAUGCUUGGGUGGCACCCCCUGCUAGGCAGCUGUCCCCCUGUCCCCAGAGCUGCUAAAUCCUGGUGGAGGACCCGAGCUGGGUGUUCCCAAAGCUCUUCUGAGCUGGGUGUUCCCAAAGCUCUUCCCAGCACGGAGAGAUCCCAGGCUGGAGCUUUUCCUGUGCCUCUCCACGCUGGGGACGCCCAGCUCCCACUGGGAUCAGAUCCUGGUGGCAUCACACGUCCCCAGGGUCCUCCAUCAGCUCAGCUCUGCUCCUCACCUGCCAAAAAACCCCAGCAGGAUUUUUCCGGAGCUGCUGGAGGAGGGCAGGGAGGCUUUCCAGCCCAUUAAAGUGCCCCUCCAGCCACCGUUUCAAAUUAAGAAAUAAAAAGCAAAUCCAUCCUAGUAAUACAAGAUUGAUUAGAUGCCAUAGGUGCUGGGUGCUUUUCUGGUUUGUGGUGGUUUUUCUUAAUUCCCCUAAACCAAAAUUGAUUUAUAUACUGUAGUUCAGGUAUUUUAUAUUUUAUUUUUUCCCUGCAGUGGGCAAUGAGAAUUACUGCCACAGCUUUUUGCUCAGGAUAAUAUUUUUGUAUUUGUCCCCUGGACAGAUGAAUCACAUCCAGGGCUGGAGAACCAUUCCAUGAUCUCCCUGAGGGGAUUUUCCUUCUCCAUGGACAAGCUGAGGGGUUCAGUCCAUGCCAUGCAGGGGGAGAAAUGGGAAUAAGAGCCCUGAAAUGGUGAAAACCAAGACCUAACAGCUCCUUUUCAUGGUUUGCUCUAUCCAAGCAGCUUUGAAAUGGCUUCCCCCUACUUUUUCCUGCUUGCAGCACCUUGCUGAGGGAGGUCCCACCUGAAAAUUCCUUCCUGGCUCAUCCUUUCACAAAGAUACUCACGGCUUUUUAACACUACACCUCACCCAAAACUCCUGGGGCUGGGUGUUGGUCGCUCCAGAGCACUUGAAAUGUCACUUUAUGAUGAUUUUCUUCUUCCCCCCCAAUAAAGACCAGAGUGGGGAAGGGGCUGGCAUGGUAGGGCAGGAUGUGACAAAAAGGAUGUGAAAAAAAGGAUGUGAAAAAAGGGAUGGAAUCACUGGGUUUGGCACUGAGGGGUUUGAGGAUGUGCAUGAAAGGAUAAAAUCAGCCCACUCCAGCUCUGUUUGCUCUUGAGCAGGUCCACUAAAACCUUCCACCACCUCCUUUUUAAGCUCCAAAACAUGGGCACGACCCUUCCUGCUGCUCCUCCUCCUCAGCUUGGAUGUUAAAAUCCCCUGUCCCCCUGCCCUGAGGACACCACUGUCCCUUCCUCCCGCUGUCCCCUGCCCUCUCUGUGCCCCCACAGCCCCUUUGCUCCCCUUCCCCUCCCCAGGGGCCUCCCCCAGCCCUUGCACACCCAAAUUCCCACCAGGAAUGGAGCUGCUCCCUGUUUGUCCCAGCCCUGGAGGACGCCAGGACCCUGCUGGGGUGCCCCAGCCCCUUUUCCCCCCGGGAUGGGGCACAUCCCAGCCCUGUGGUACCUCUGCUUCCCAGGGCUUUCCAGCGAGGCUCUGAGGUGGGCAGGAACUGUUUGGAUGGUGUUUUGGUCAGCAAAGCCGGAGGGUUCCUCCUCCUCCUCCUCAGACAGGACGUGGCUGCGCUGGUGAUAAACGAGAUGUAAACGAGGCCCCUCAAACGCUGCAGAAAUAAAGGAGAAAGCUCCAUGUCUGACCAAAACCAGCCUGCUGAGAUCUGUCUGUGGCGUUUCUGUGCUCUCAGAGAGGCUGAGUCUCUCCAAAUUAUCCUUUCUGUGAGCUUGGGGAACCCGUUUUCACUGCUUUUUGGAUGUUUAAGGUCAGAGGAAAUUCCCACACCCUUGAGGGUCAAAAGUUGAUGGAUGCAUUUCUAGUACACCACCCCAAAAAUACCCGGCUAGGUCAGCUCCCAAAAUCCUUCCCAAGGGCAUUUCUGGAAAACCCCUCAGCCAGUGCCAGUUAAACCAUCCUGUAUUCACUGGCCAAAAUAAGAGUAUUUUGCCCCAGCCUGGGUCUGGAUCUCCCCAGGAGGUUGGUUCUGGGCACCUCUGGGACCCAUUUGAGCCCUUCUGGGACCUCUGGUUCUGUUCAGCUCGAAGGUCUUGUGUCCAUCACAGCUUCUCCUUCCCCUGAGGGAAAGAAAAUCCCUGUGGGGUGCCAAAAAUGCAGAUUCAAGGCCAAAACCAAGUGGAUGUAGCACUGACAGCUGCUAAAGUAGCGAUUGUACAUCCCUCUGUGAGGACAAAGGUUAUUCACAGGAAGAUUUCCAGAGGAUUCCUGGCAUAUUUCUACUCCCAGGCACUAAAUACCAGCUAUUUCCCCCCAGACACCAGCAGCACUCAUCCUGAGGAGUGAGAAUGCCACCAAUUCACUGGAGGAGCCGGUAAAUCCUUGUUUACCCCACAAGGGAGUUAGCAGAGGAGAGAGCUCAGCUCUUUCCCAUCAAUUCCACUCAUUGCCUCCAUUACUGUUAUUAC
Parus major (Great Tit) is the source of this 4498-nucleotide messenger RNA. It is a transcript of the gene TRIM29, whose product is annotated as tripartite motif containing 29. NCBI's taxonomy places the organism in Eukaryota, Metazoa, Chordata, Aves, Passeriformes, Paridae. Gene Ontology annotation, molecular function: zinc ion binding. Bases 1 to 1773 code for a protein of 590 amino acids. The record is from RefSeq and is a predicted model, not a curated record. The transcript is spliced from 9 exons.